Dovyalis caffra is the source of this 2943-nucleotide messenger RNA. The record is from the annotation of a GenBank genome assembly. NCBI's taxonomy places the organism in Eukaryota, Viridiplantae, Streptophyta, Magnoliopsida, Malpighiales, Salicaceae.
AUGGGCUCGGUCGGUGAAAAUGGUGAGAUGGAAAUCAACGGGAAGGAGGAUGAUCUAAAGGCACCUUUACUGAAGCCGUCAGAGAAUGUUGCAAUUACUGUCCCUGAAGAGAGUAAUAAACAAUAUAAGAAGGUUAGGACUGUUAAGUUCAAAAUAGGGGAAAUCAAGUGCACGUCUUGUACAUCAUCCAUAGAAUCUGUAUUGGGAGAGGUUAAUGGGAUUGAGAGUGCUGUCAUAUCACCCCUUGAUGGCCGUGCUGCUAUCACCUAUGUGCCUGAGCUUGUUGAUGUUAAUAAAAUUAAGGAAACCAUAGAAGAUGCUGGGUUUCCUGUUGAAGAGUUUCCAGAACAAGAUAUUACAGUAUGUCGGUUGAGGAUUAAAGGAAUGAUGUGCACCAGCUGCUCUGAGUCUGUGGAACGUGCCCUUCUAAUGACUGAUGGAGUUAAAAAUGCAGUGGUGGGUCUAGCUCUUGAAGAAGCGAAGGUCCACUUUGAUCCAAACCUCAUUUAUACAGAUGGCAUCCUUGAAGCAGUAGAAGAUGCUGGCUUUGGAGCUGAGCUCAUCAGUUCUGGGAAUGACAUGAACAAGGUGCACCUUAAAGUUGAAGGAUUUAAUUCUGCAGAAGAUGGUAACAUGAUCCAAUCUUGUCUUGAGUCCACACCAGGUGUGAAUCAUGUUGAAGUGGACUUGCCUGAACGUAAGGUAACUGUUAGCUAUGAUCCAGACCUUAUUGGCCCGAGAUCUAUUAUACAGUGCAUUGGAGAUGCAUCGUCUGGUCCCAACAUUUACCAUGCAGAAUUAUACGUUCCUCCAAGACGAAGAGAAACUGAGCGACUACAAGAAGUUCAGAUGUACAGAGACCAAUUUUUGUUGAGCUGCCUUUUCUCUGUUCCAGUACUUCUAUUCUCCAUGGCACUCCCAAUGGUUCAUCCUUAUGGUAACUGGUUGGAAUAUAGGAUUUACAAUAAGCUCACUGUUGGGAUGCUUCUCAGGUGGAUCCUUUGUACACCAGUACAGUUCAUUGUUGGCCGAAGGUUUUAUGUGGGAUCAUACCAUGCAUUGAGACGGAAAUCUGCUAACAUGGAUGUUUUGGUUGCACUAGGCACUAAUGCAGCUUACUUCUAUUCUGUAUAUAUAGCGAUAAAAGCUAUAACGACAGAUACAUUUGAAGGGCAAGAUUUCUUUGAGACUAGUGCCAUGGUGAUAUCGUUUAUCCUUUUGGGGAAAUAUUUGGAGGUUGUGGCUAAAGGGAAGACAUCAGACGCUUUAGCAAAGCUUACAGAACUCUCUCCUGAUAUGGCUCAUUUGGUAACACUAGAUAGUGAUGGAAAUGUUAUCUCGGAGAUAGACAUUAGUACUGAACUGAUACAAAGGAAUGAUGUGAUUAAGAUUGUUCCUGGUGAAAAAGUCCCUGUUGAUGGGAUUGUUAUAGAUGGUCAAAGCCAUGUGAAUGAGAGUAUGAUCACAGGGGAGGCAAGGCCCAUUGCUAAAAGACUUGGAGACAAGGUAAUUGGUGGAACUAUGAAUGAGAAUGGGUGCUUACUGGUGACGGCUACUCAUGUUGGGUCAGAGACUGCACUUUCCCAAAUUGUUCAACUUGUGGAAGCUGCUCAGCUUUCCCGGGCCCCUGUUCAGAAACUAGCUGACCAAAUCUCCAAGAUUUUUGUUCCUACAGUUAUUAUUGCAGCAUUUAUUACAUGGCUAGGAUGGUUUAUACCUGGAGAGGCUGGUCUUUACCCAAGACAUUGGAUACCAAAAGCAAUGGAUGGAUUUGAACUUGCACUGCAGUUUGGAAUUUCAGUACUGGUAGUUGCGUGCCCAUGUGCUCUGGGUCUAGCAACGCCAACAGCAGUCAUGGUUGCCACCGGAAAGGGUGCUUCUCAAGGUGUGCUCAUCAAAGGUGGAAAUGCACUUGAAAAGGCACACAAGGUGAAAACGGUUGUCUUUGACAAGACAGGGACAUUAACAGUUGGAAAACCAGAGGUAGUUAGUGCUGUGCUCUUUUCCAGUUUCUCUAUGGAGGAAUUCUGUGACAUGGCUACUGCUGCAGAGGCAAAUAGUGAACAUCCAAUAGCAAAAGCUGUGGUGAAGCAUGCUAAGAGGCUGCGCCAGAAGAUUGGAUCUGAUGCAGAAUAUAUUACAGAGAUUAAGGACUUUGAAGUGCACACUGGAGCUGGGGUGAGUGGAAAAGUGGGCAACAGAAAUGUUUUGGUUGGGAACAGGAGGCUCAUGCAGGUUUGUAAUGUUUUAGUUGGUUCUGAGGUUGAGAUCUACAUUCGGGAACAUGAGCAAUUAGCUAGAACGUGUGUGUUAGUAGCCAUAGACGGAGAGGUUGCUGGAGCUUUUGCUGUGACUGAUCCAGUGAAGCCUGAGGCUGAGUGUGUUAUAUCUUUCCUUCGUUCCAUGGGUAUCUCAAGCAUCAUGGUGACUGGUGAUAACUGGGCUACAGCAACUGCCAUUGCUAAGGAGGUUGGGAUUGAGAAGGUGUUUGCUGAAACAGACCCAUCGGGAAAGGCUGACAGGAUUAAAGAUUUACAGGGGAAAGGAAUGACUGUAGCCAUGGUGGGAGAUGGAAUAAAUGACUCGCCAGCUCUUGUUGCAGCUGAUGUUGGCAUGGCAAUUGGCGCAGGUACUGACGUGGCCAUAGAAGCUGCUGAUAUAGUUCUCAUCAAAAGCAACUUAGAAGACGUCGUUACAGCCAUCGAUCUAUCUCGAAAAACCAUGUCUCGGAUUCGGCUAAACUAUGUAUGGGCUCUUGGCUAUAACAUACUUGGCAUGCCUAUUGCUGCUGGGAUCCUAUACCCAUUCACCGGAAUUCGGCUCCCCCUUGGCUUGCUGGUGCUUGUAUGGCUGCUUCAUCACUUAGCGUGGUUUGUUCUUCUCUCUUGUUGCAGUCUUAUAAGAAGCCUUUGCGCGUUAGAGAUAGAGACUAUUGAAGGCUAA